Cucumis melo (muskmelon) is the source of this 1477-nucleotide messenger RNA. RefSeq names its product transcription factor MYB86. Lineage: Eukaryota; Viridiplantae; Streptophyta; Magnoliopsida; Cucurbitales; Cucurbitaceae. The transcript has 3 exons. The record is from RefSeq and is a predicted model, not a curated record. Bases 86 to 1060 code for a protein of 324 amino acids.
AAACCCAGCAGCCAUUUUCUCUUCUCAUAUUGUAACUUAUUGUUUUUUUUUUUUUUUCCUUUUAUACUUUUAAGUUCUUAGAGAUAUGGGUCAUCAUUCUUGUUGCAAUCAACAAAAGGUUAAGCGUGGCCUAUGGUCGCCGGAGGAGGACGAGAAGCUCAUCCGCUACAUAACUACUCAUGGUUACGGUUGCUGGAGUGAAGUCCCCGAGAAAGCAGGGUUACAAAGAUGUGGGAAGAGUUGUCGUUUAAGGUGGAUAAAUUAUUUGAGACCGGACAUUAGAAGAGGGAGAUUUACACCUGAAGAGGAGAAAUUGAUCAUCAGCCUUCAUGGGGUUGUCGGAAACAGAUGGGCCCACAUAGCAAGUCAUCUGCCGGGAAGAACAGACAACGAGAUAAAAAACUAUUGGAACUCGUGGAUUAAGAAAAAGAUUCGAAAGCCCAACUCUACGACUCCAACCAUAUCUGCUACCACCACAGUCACCUCCACCACGAACACCACCGAGCAAAUCCAACUAAGUUCGAAUCCCCACCAACUCAACUUCCUCACUCAAGACCUAACAACCAAACAACUCUCCCUUCAUCAAGAAACCCUAUUUCCAGCCCUUUCAUGUCCUCUCUUUAUGUUUGACACAUCCUCUCAAGAACUAUUCCACGAUUAUUCACUUAGUCUCAACUCAGAUACUACUUGGCACAUGAACCACCACAACCACCCGUUUCCCACGGCGGUGCUUAGCCCUCAAAUGGGGUUGACCACUGCAUCGACCACAGUUAUGAAUAACACAAAUAACUAUUUGCCACCAUUGAUAGAGAAUAUUGAAAGCUUGGUGACAAUGGAGGAUGAAGGAGAGAUGGCAUUGCAGUGCUUGCAAAGGCAAGAGCUGAACGAGUGGGUGGUUGAGUCAACAACUCAGCCACAGAACUCUAAUUUUCUAUUUUGGGAAAAUGUUGAAGGAUCUCUAGGUGGGGAAGAAAUUAUUGCACCAUCUUCAAAUGCUACCAUUGGAGGAGGAGGAGGAGCUAAUACUUUAUCAUCUUCUAAUUUCCCUACAUCUCUAUAAAAAAAAAAUAUAUAUAUAUAUAUAUAUAUAUAUAUAUAUAUAAUUUUUAUUUAUCCAAAACGGGAAAAAAAAAGAAAAAAGAUUAAAAAAAAAAAGAGACUAAAUUUUAAGUUUCUUUUUUUUUUCUUAUUACUAUUGGAAGAGAUUUUUUGUGGGUUUGUUUUUCUUCUCUCUCUUCUUUUUUUGCUUGAUUGUUUGCUGUGUAAAUAAUAACAUAUAUGAAAAGGGGGUGAAAAGGUUUGUUCAUUUGAGGGUUUGGAAAAUAGUAGCUAGAGAGAGUGAAGAAAAAGAAAAAAAAAAGUUGAGAAUAAAAGCAAUAUUGUGAGAAUGGGGUUUGAUUUAAUUAUAUGAUACAUAUAUAUGUGUCUAGAGAUAUAUUAUUAAUUAUGUAUAUCAAUUUAAUUGUUUGAUCCUUAA